Molecule: messenger RNA, 10092 nt
Organism: Sycon ciliatum
Lineage: Eukaryota; Metazoa; Porifera; Calcarea; Leucosolenida; Sycettidae
Product: chondroitin sulfate proteoglycan 4-like
Exons: 12
Coding region: 543-9263 (2906 amino acids)
Biological process (GO): anatomical structure morphogenesis
Source: RefSeq, a predicted model, not a curated record
CUGGGAAAGAGUUGAAAGUGGCAGUGCAUGCAUUGCCUUAUUGCUCGUGCGUGCCCAGCGUUCGUGUUUUCGACUUGUAGGUGCGCUUGGUUUGAAUUUUGAAGACAAGAGUUCUCCACGGAAGGACAGGUGUCCUCUUCGUUCCUUCCACGAAAUCUGAAGUGAAGGCUUUCGGCCGCUGCAUGUGCCACCGGCCUCCCCGUGCCUAAGAAAGUCACUUAGUGGACCCUACGCCCCUGGCUUGUGAUUGUAUUUAUACUGCGUCUGUCCGUGCCUGAAAUCAAUCAGACGCGGGAAGCGAGAAGAGUGUGACUCCCUCGGUCGAAGAGUUUGUAAAAUAUCCUCAGUCGAGCAGUACGGUUGCACGAGAAUGUCUCAAUGACACUACACUGGUGGUGGUGUGUGUGAGUUUGCUGAGCCUGGCCCGGAGCGGUGCCCGUGGAGAAGAAGAGCUUGACGGUGCUUGGAACGAUUGCUGCUGCUCGCGUUCAAGCCUAGCCGUAAGGGCCAGUUACCCUGAGUAGGCGCGGCGAGAGAGCAUUAUGGUCAUGGUGGAAACACAGUCGCUGCUGCUGCUGGUAUCAGCUGUUUGGCUUUGCCCUCUUGCUUGGAUCAAGUGCACUGUCAGCGCACAAUCUGAAGUGUGCAGGAAUUGCAUUGUUCAUGAGUCGACGUGUUCACCGUACGAUGAACGAUGUCUGGACAACUCUGCAUUGGCAUCAGGCCAAGCAAGACUACAGUCAGAAGCAGCCUCGUUCAAUGGCCUCUCCCACAUGAGAUUCAACUCACGGCUUGGUGGCUUGCUUCAGUUCGUGCGCCUGAACUUCAUCACCCGCAAGCAUGGCGGCAUGCUGCUUUACGCACCCGGUACUGAGGGCAGCAGCUUGCUAGUGGAGUUACGGCACGGCCGCGUUGUAGUCAUCGUACAACAGCUCGGCCGCACAGUUCAAAUCAACUCGCAGAAUGGCGGCUUCAACGACAGUCGCUGGCACAAGAUUGAUCUGGAGUUCAUCUUGGAUAGGGCGGUGGUGGUUGUCCUGAGGGUGGAUGGUGCCGUCGAGGGGGCCACUGCCAACGCGUCGCCACUGCAGCUCAGCGGAACUGCCUACCUUGGCGGCGUGGCCAGUUUUCGAGAGAACCCUAAUCUGGGUGGUCACUUCUUUCGCGGAUGCUUGGCCGAGGUUGCGCUAGAUGCUGAGGCGGCAUCCCCGUCGGCUCAACCGCUCUCCCGAUCAGCAUCGCCGUCACUCGCCUGGUCUCAGCUGGUCACGCACACGCAAGGAGGCGUGCGCCGCGGCUGCUUCUCGGAUGUGGUGCGCAGGCCGCAUGCCUCGCCAGCCGUCAGUCUGAGACGACCUCAUUCACACAUGCGCCUCGCCGCCUGGACUGCAGGCUCAUCUUCGCUAAAGUUUGAUAUACGAACAGCAGCCAGUGAUGGUUUGCUGGUUCUGCAGACUAACUCUCUACACCCGCCGUCGCUCAGUAAUUACCUUGCGGUGGAGGUCAGCCAUGGCUAUGUCAGGGUUGUGGUGCAGGUAUCCAGGCAAGAGUACACACUGCAGGGUGACACGAUGGUGAGUGACGGGACAUGGCACCGCCUGCAGCUGAACUUCACGCAGCGCGGUUUGGUGAUGCGAACCGACAACCGACCCGUGCAGUCCUUGUCAUACCCGAUCAGCGGUCUCGGCCAGGCAUCGCAGUUGUAUUUUGGACGUCGGGCAGCUCUUGUGACUGCACUAGGGGUGGAACGCCGCUUUCCCGUGUCUCUGCUGACGUGCUUGCGGCGUGUGCGCGUUGCGUUUGCUGACGUAAACAUCCAUGAUAUCGUCGACAGUGGCGGCAGUGAUGUCCACAUGAUCAGUACAGCAUGCUACUGGACUGACCCGUGUCACACACAGAACCCAUGCGUGGACUCGCAGACGUGCAUCUCUAUUGCCGACUCUAGUCUGUGCAACUGCCCGGAAUGCAUAGUGACACGCAAUGAUGCAACGGUUCUAGUAUCACCAACCACCACUGCCGGUCCGCUGAAUGAGAUGCAGAUGCCGGACCUGUCUCAGCUUGAAUUUGACGUUGUUACUGUGCCACUGCAAGUAAAAGAGGCUGGCUCCGAAACCACCAAUAACUUCACACUCCUUGUCAUCCCAUCUAACCCGCAGCAGAAUGUGAACCGCGUCACCGGCAGUCUUCACGGACCUGAUUUCCCCGCCGAGGGCAUCGAUUUGGUUGUCUCGGUGGUCACAGCUCCACGUCACGGCAAGCUUCGUCUCACUAACUCCGCAACCUCACCGGCACCCAGUGUCAGUCAUUUCCUUUACCAGCAGCUGACUCAGGGAGGUGUUACGUACGAACACGACGGCUCGGAGACGACGGAGGACACGUUUUUCCUGUCUUUGCUGGCCGCCACGGGCGAAGUUCUAGUGGAGAGACAUGAUGUGACGGUGACUAUUCUGCCCAUGAAUGACAAACCGAGAAAAGUGAACUUAUCCAUCGUGCCCAUAGCCGUCGGGUCGAGUAUCUACCUCACAUCCAGUAGAUUGGCGUUUGUUGAUGAUGACGGUACGGCAGCGGCCACGCGGUUUGAGUGGCUCAACACGUCGCGUACCGUGCUGCCGGCCCGUCUAGAGCACGUGCACAACCGCGGCUCGCCGCUCUCGCACUUCACGCAGCAGGACGUCAACCAGAACCUUGUGCUAGUCGUUCACCUUGGCCCACGAUCGGAAGCUCAGUUCGUGUUUGACUUCCGUGUCACGGACGACCUGGGUGCGACGACAACAUUCAGCAUGAGCAUCAAGCCAUUCCUGGGUGUCUUGUAUCUUGAUCGCAACACCGGCGUACACAUUGCCUAUCACGGGCAAGUGCGUAUUAGCCAACACCAGUUGUUUGCCUCGACGUCGUUUGCUCAUCAGUUGCCGGCACCGCAAGUCAAGUACACCGUGCAUGACCACCCCACCAGCGCCGUGUUGGCGCUGCGUACUGCGGACACCGAGCACCUGAUACCGACGACAUCGUUCACGCAGGAUGACGUCGUAGCCUCCCGUGUUGUCCUAGUGCACAACACGAGCACAUCUGCGUCGCAUGACUCGUUCACUUUCAGUCUGUCCAGCGGCUCCUUCGUCAGCCAGCUGCGCCGCAGAGUCAACAUCACCAUCAGCUUACCAGAAAGAUCAGUACAUCCGACUAUUGUGGUUUCGUCGAGGCCUUUCGGCAUCGGCGAGGGGCGUCACCGGGACCUUCCAGGCGACCUAAUCUCGGUUUCACUUGAUCCCGCAUCGGCUAGCCGCGGGCCAUUCCAAAUCCGCAUAACUAGCUCAGCGCGCACCAACCAGGGCAGAUUCCUGCGCAGCAGGCCCUACACCAUGCCGGUGACAAGUUUCCUACUGUCGGAGCUACAGCAGGGCUGGAUCUCGUUCGUUCACCUGGACAGCGACGCGCCGUCGUCGGUGGUCAGCUUUUGCGUACGUGCGCACGGAGACUGGCCACCGGAUGUUCACCCCCCGCCGGAGUCAUGCGGUCAUCAGCUGCUGGUGAAUGUCAGGUUGCAGAAUGAUGAGGUGCCAGUGCUUGCCUAUCAGCCAGCAAAGGUGAUCAGGAUACCGGAGGGAUCGUGGCAGGUCAUCAACAGCUCCAUGCUGCUGGUAACGGACAAGGACACUCCGCCCAGAGACCUGGCGUUCACCAUUACCACCACGCCGGUGUACGGCUUCCUAGCGCUGCUGCCCAACCGCAGUGUGCACGUGACCUCCUUCACUCAGAAAGACAUCAACGAUCACCAGCUGGUCUAUCAGCACAGGAGAGGUGCUGGCCUGACUGAUUCCUUCUACUUCUCAGUCAGAGACGCCGGCGCUACCAAGGGAUCCCUGCCGGGGGUUCAGUCGAUCACUGUGGAGCCUCUGGAGCUCAUGGUCAAUGAUCAACGACAAGUGCCACUGCUACUGUCAGCGCUUUCCAACGGGGCGGCGGACAGCAUAACUGCUGUUCUGACAGAAGAAAUGUUUGCGCUGUCCAGCAAUGACCCGGAGCAGACCAGCGAUGUGCAGUUGACUAUUGCAACGCCACCCCAGCAUGGCGGGAUAGAGUGGACUGAAACGUCGCUCGCUGCGCCACAGUUCACCGUCGCUGACGUCGUGAAUGGUAAGGUCCACUACCGACUCGCUGACAAGUAUGUGCAGGCAACUGUCGACUCGUUUGAAUGUGUCGCCACAAUUGGUCGAUCUCGACUGGAAGGAAUUCGUGGCACGAUCGAGCUGGAAGCCCGCCCGUUCAUCUCCGCCAGCGUUUCUGAGAAGCUAUUCGUGGAAAUUGGUAGCACGACGGUGAUUACAGCUGACGAUAUCCAUCUUGAGUAUGAUCAUGCUAAGCUGAGCAUGCACGAAGUCAAGGCUGUCGUAACUAAAGGCCCGAUGCAUGGUGAAAUCCUCGUCAGUGAUCAGCCAGCCAGAGAGUUCUCGGCACACGAUCUCGAGAACAGUGUCGUGUCUUUCCGUGGCCAUGACAGUGCCGGUACAUCUGACAACUUCUCAUUCUACGUAACCAACGAGCACCGCAACACGUCCGUUCUGACAAUACAGGUUGCCCUCUUCAACUCGCACAUACAGCUCUUCGUGCACGGCCUGACGGUGGAGGAGGGUGGACGCACCGUCAUCUCCCCGGACGCCCUGCUCGCGCUGGGCCCGCCGCAGCACGAGCUGCUGUUCAACGUUGAGGUCGGACCUCACCGCGGCCAUCUCAUAUCCUGGGAGUCUGGUCGCAACGAGAGCAUCAGCUCGUUUACAGCACGCGACAUUGAACAAGGCCAUGUCCUGUAUAGCCAUGACGGUUCGGAACUGGCUUCUGAUUUCUUCAACUUCUCCGUAUCCCUUCAUCACCUGGAGAAUCAAUCGGCGUCGAGGCGCAUCGGCCCGUAUUCGGACACUGCAGUGGGCCAGCUGAUCAUCAAGGUCACGCGGAAGAAUGACAACAAGCCGCAGCCCGUGAGUCUGGAUGAUGUGACGGUGGAAGUGAUGCAGUUUGGCCAGGCCACGCUGACUGAUCGCCACCUGAACUACACCGACGGAGACAGUGGGUACAACAGUGCCGAGCUUCUCUACACCGUCUACCGUGGCCUGAAUCACGGCAGUCUCUUCAUCGAGAACGAGAUUGUGCGGACGUUUCGCCAGCGCGACGUGCAGCAAAAGCGACUUGUGUACAAGCAUGUUGGCGCUGAUGCUGAUGAGCUGGUGGAUCUGAUGAUGUACUACGUAUCGGACGAGAACCCAGCUAAUCAUUAUUACAAUGCACUCACGUUCAAGAUCAUCCCCAUGAUUCUACUGGUCAACGGUAGCAUAAUGCACGUUGUUGAAGGCAAGAACCGUAUCUUGUCGUCCGACUACCUCAACGUCAUGUCCAAUUUGGCUCCGCUGGACGCACGCGAAACCUUCUUUGUGCUUUCCAGCCAGUUAUCCAGUGGACACCUCACCGUUAAUGGACUCACACUGCAGCAGGGUGCCAACUUCUCGCUGCACGACCUGCGCAGCGACAGGGUUCUGUACGUGCACACCGGCACGGGCAUGGUCACCGACUCCAUCCUGCUAACGCCGCGCUACCGCAGCAAGGCGUUCCCCGCACACACCGUCAAGAUAGUAGUACAUGCUAGGGAUCACACGCCGCCCAGUCUGCUAGCUGCGGGCACACUGCUUGUCGACGAGGAGCAGAAGGCGGUGAUCACGUCCGCCAUUCUCGCGGCUCGCGACGAUCACGUGGACGAUGCCGACGUUGUCUUUCGGCUGAUACACCAGCUAUCCAACGGCGUUCUGCUUGUGAACGGGCGCAUCUCCAGCAGCUUCUCGCAAGCGGACGUGGACAGGAAUCGCGUGGAGUAUAGCCAUCUGACCGGGCACUCUCUUCACGAUCGGCUGGUACUCAAUGUCACGGAUGGUACCAACGUUGUACCCAGGAUCAUGCUCAACGUCACAGUCUACCCGAAGCUCAUCAUAACUGCUGGCCCGAUCACGGUACACGAGGGUGCCUCCACGGCAUUGGAUGCCAGUAGUCUCCGGGCCACGAACCAACUGUACGCUGACAGUGAACUCGCAUUUUUCGUUUCCCGGCAUCCACAGCAUGGGCAGAUUGCAUCUGUGCAGGGUCAAGCCGUUGACCGGUUCAACUUCACACAGCUGCAGGCAGCCCGGAUACAGUAUCAGCACGAUGACUCUGAAACAACCAGUGAUGAGUUCAUGAUCAUGGCUCGCCAUGGGAAUAAGAGCAGCAAUGAACUGACAGUCCAAGUCAAGGUGGCGCCGGUGAAUGAUGAGUACCCGCAGCGUGUAAACGAGCAUCUACUGUCUGUGUGGCGUUAUCAUGAUACCGUUGUUCCCAAUACUAAGCUCUUGUACACUGAUCUGGACACACCUGCCAGUGAAAUCAUCUUUUUCAAUUAUGACGGCUUCACCAAUGCCCGUGGCAGUCUAGUGUCGCAGAGAGCUGGCACUCGACGGCCACUGAGGCAGUUCUCGCAGCAAGAUAUCAAUGCCGGCGAUGUGGUCUUUGUCGGGCGCAAUGUGACCGGCCGAGACUCGUUCAUCUUCACUGUGAGCGAUGGCGUGAACGAGCAGUUCAGUGAGUUCCGUAUCCGAGUGGAGAGUCUUGAACUUGCCGCGCGAGUGAACAAGAAUGUCAGCGUGAUGGUCGGCGGGAAUGCAACGUUAGAACAUGACACCGUCAGGCUGCGUCGUAAUGACGACGUUGACGAAGAGAGCCUCGGUGACGCAUACUUUGAUCUCCUGAAGAGUCCACAUUCAGCGCAGUAUGGGCAUCUGAAGGUUGGCGGGAGCAUCGUCAAUGGAUUCCUGUAUUCUGACUUGAGAGAGGGCAGAGUGGUGUACGUGCAGACCAGUGUUGACUUCUGGCCACCUGAUGAUUGGCUUGUGUUCUCCGUGCAGUCAAGCCCUGGCGUGCAGGGCAUUGAUAGCCUUCGCGUACGUGUUCGUAUGGAGUACGGCACGGCACAGAACAGCCAGUUGCAUGCCAACUCUGCUCUGCGACUGGAUGAAGCGGGCUCGGCACUGCUGACGUCGGCUCACCUGAACGCGGCCAACCUUGUCUAUCGCCUCGUGCAUGACCUGAGCGUUCCGAGGGAGCAGUUGACAGUCACCUACAAACAACAGUUAGCAGGAACGCAGAGUGUACAUGGAUUGUUCAGACGCGUGGGAACCCCAACACCAGUAAACGCAUUCACCCAGGCUGAUAUAGACAGUGGACGGAUCGAGUACGUCCACGACGGUAGUGAACAUCAUCGUGAUCAUUUUGACCUGGAUAUCGACAUCACUGACGAACGGAACACGGUCCUGAAACGUGUCCAGGAAAGGCUCCGUGUCAAAAUCCGGCCUCUCAAUCGCCGUCCAGUUGAGCUGCACGGUGAGUCAACACCUCUUCAGGUUGCUGUAACCGGUUCAAUGCCAGUACCCGCAUCAGGCUUCGUCAAUGUCAUCGAUCGCGAUCUGCCGGCAGAGGAGCUGUACUAUGCCUUUUCACCGACUGCGGCUGGCCACUUCACUCUGUAUGGUGAGGAGAUUUCAGGCGAGGUCAACUUCACGCAAAGCAACCUGGAUGCCGGCCACGUUGAGUUUGUGGCUGGCAUGACACCAGGCGAGUACUGGGUGACGUGCAUAGCCAGUGAUGGCAUACACGCACUGAAUGUAAGCCUGAAGAUCGAGGUAUCCGAAGCGUUCCUGCAGCUUGCUCCCGGCAGUCCAGUCAGUGUGGUGCAGAAAUCCUACACUGCAUUCUUGGGCGGUGAUCAUCUCCAGAUCAAGAGCAAUAUUCAUCCAUCGGAGUUGAUCUUCAGCCUGAGCACAGUUCCAUCACGCGGUCGUCUGUACAGGAAACUGGAUGGCCUGCUUGCCAGUGUGGGGGAUGCGGACCUGUUCAGCUGGGAGGAUGUCCUCGAUGGUAGAGUGGCGUAUCGCCUGGAGGAGAUGACCGACAGUGUAGACCAGUUCACCCUGGAGGAAGUCGGCGGGCAGAUCAACGACAGUCAGUCCGUCGAUGUAGCGGUACAAGUGAAAGCGCUCUUGACGUCAAAGCCGGUUGUUUUCGGCAAUGAGGCUCUGAUGGUGUUGACUCGGGACAUGCUGAACGCCGACCAGAUCGCCACUGGUCACAAUUUCAAAGCUGUCGACUUCCAGCUAACUACCAACCCCGGGAAUGGCGUGAUCAACGUUCUCAGCGCCGACAACGGUAGACCGCGCAGCAGUCGCCGCCGUCGUCGACAGGUUUCAGAAGGCUUCACCUAUGAUGACGUGGUGGCUGGUCGUGUGGUGUAUGAGCCCAAACAGGAUGCCCCGCUGGCCUACGACGAGAGCUUUGAAUUUCUGCUGAGUGGCCCUGAAGUACCACCCGGGGCAGGACGUCUUGACUUCACCGUGGACAGAUCCGCUGGCACGAAAUCGCCGCGACUGACAACAAGUUCCAAUGCUCCAUCAUCUACCGGCACACUGUUUGCUGAUUUGCCCGGUAUGAAGAGUGACAAAGAUGACGAGUACCUCAUGCAGGUCAUUAUCCCAGCAGCCGGCGGUGGCUUCUUUGUCGCCCUUCUGCUGCUGACACUCAUCAUUGUGGCCUAUCGCAGCAAGAAGCGUCAGGAGCAGAAGACCGGGCCGCAGAACAACUACGCGGGACGGGACGCCGGGGAGUCGCCGACCUCGGAGACAUCAUCAUCGCUGUCCACGCACAAGACCGGAACGCUACGCGAUGACACCAUCCUGGCACAGGCCACGCCGGUGUCCGACGUUUCCAAGCCGUACGCAAGCACCACCAGCGGCGUGGACAGUGGUGACGGCACUCCGGGCGAUUCGCCGGGCGCAAAGCGAGCUCAUCCGUCCACCUUGCCGCGUUCCUGGAACUCCACGGCAGGCCAUGUUGUCGUGGCUGGUCGCUCCAAUUCAGACCAGGAGAUGGGCGCCUACGGACAUGGUAGCACUACUCCCCACGAAGCCUUCUCAGGAUCCCGACCUACAGCGAUACCUCCAAACUCGCGCGGAAGCAGCACAUCGCACUACUAUAAAGUUUCACGGGAAGACAGUAUAAGGUACAAUAAUGAUGGCCGAGGUGUGCCACAGGCCACCGAGGUAGGCGACCACAUCAACAGUCACGAGAGCCUGGCCGCGUACGAUCGUGUCUUCGACAAGAUACUGGACAAGCGGCCGCCCACCGAAUCGCCGGAGCAGAACGACGGCCGGCCAUCAUCGGCUAUGACCGUGCUGCGCAAGAACGAGUACUGGAUAUGAGACUCCCAGCCACUGCCACUGCCAAAUACUGGAUACGAGACUCAGAGCCACUGCCACGGACUGAUCAACAGUUCUGUCACGGCUGAGCUACAUGACUUGCAUGCCUGCUCGUUACACCCUCCACAUCGGGUGCAAGCAUGCACCUUCAUAUCAACAUUCGACUUGCUUCAGGAGACUUGACAAAUUCACCACUUGAUGUUGCGAUGAUUGAAGUUUGUUAUGUAUUACAGUGUAUGCAGUUUGAGUUUGUGUGUACCUGUGAUUGUCUGCCUGCAUCACUGUUCCGUAAGCCGGCGACUUUACAGUGGCUGGCACAUGGACGUGCACCCUUGAGUUGAGCACGCAACCUUUCCGUUAGCUGAAGUGCAUGUGCUGCAGCAUCAAACCGAUAAUAUAUUUCGCUUCCGUGAUCGCUUCGCUGGCUGAGCGAGCUACUGCUCCUCUUUGAACGCUGGCCACCAGCUUAUGGUCUUGUUGAUUCGCUAAAUUGACUUUACACAACCAACUCUGCCGCACCUAUCUAAGAACUUCACCUCUUUCUGACAUUUCUCUUUGACCUUUUUUUUGCUUUCCUUUCCGCUAUAAAUGACAGUUCACAGCUAUUGACUAUUGUCCCUGCUGUCCCUGCAGUAAGGAGAGAUUUGAAUUCUAUUCCUUGGAUUUGGAUUUUUAUUCCUACUAUUUGUAGCCAUGCAGGUAUGUCAUAGGCCUGUUCACCCGUAUAGAUGUAGGCCCUUGCUAGUACUAACUUACAUAGUCAUGUAGUGCAGUUUAGAAGUCUAUCUUCCUAUUUAUACGUUUGCAAUCUACGUGACCGUUUCAUCGUGAA